GGCUUAUCGGCUAGCAGGCUAACGGCGUCAGAAAAAAACACAUACGUUGCAAUUUUUCACAAUAAUGAGUUAAGAACAUUCAUUCGGAUACAUCGAUUCUUACAUCGGACACGUUUCCGCAGCGCUAAUUGGUUUGUGUUUCUUUCUGGUCAGAUCACGUGAUCUGAGGCUCUCCGUUGUAGCUACGGCACCGUAGCUAUCGUUAGCUGGUUAUUAGCAUCUAGCUGACUGUGUUAGGUUAGCACCGUGCUUUUGGAGCUUAACAGGAAACGCUGCGACCUGACAUUAUAUCGUACCGAGCUAAAGCUAGGAGCUGUCAAGCGAAUGAGUUAAUGUUAUUUCAGUUCAGUAGCAGAUUGUUUUUUGAUUUACAAACUGCUUGGACCAAACUAUAAGCUGAGUGAACGUCAUAUGCAUGGCUGCAAACAUCAACAUUAAACAGAUGAGCAUGUGACCUAAGACUUGUGCUUACAGUACAUGAUCUGGACAAGGGGAGGAGGUCAAAAUCAAUCUGGGUAAUUUAUUUUGCAGUGAUCAGUUGGGAGUGAGUAGCCAUGACAACAAAGACAUCCCUGUUAAAAGUUAUCUUGCUGGGUGAUGGUGGUGUAGGAAAGAGCUCCAUUAUGAAUCGCUAUGUCACCAAUAAGUUUGACGCCCACCUUUUCCACACCAUUGGUGUAGAGUUCCUAAACAAGGACCUCGAAGUAGAUGGCCACCAGGUUACCCUGCAGAUCUGGGACACCGCUGGCCAGGAGCGCUUUCGCAGCUUGAGGACUCCUUUUUAUCGUGGCUCAGAUUGCUGCCUUCUUACCUUCAGUGUGGAUGAUAACCAGAGUUUUCUCAACUUGGGCAACUGGAAGAAGGAGUUCAUCUACUACGCAGAUGUCAAGGAGCCAGAGAAGUUCCCAUUUGUGGUCUUGGGUAAUAAAUUGGAUGUGACAGAGAGGCAAGUGUCUACUGAAGAGGCCCGACAAUGGUGCCAGGAGAAUGGUGACUUCCCUUAUUAUGAGACCAGUGCCAAGGAUGCUACUAAUGUAGCAGUGGCCUUUGAGGAAGCAGUACGUAGGGUGUUGGCAGUGGAUGAGAGAACGGACCACCUCAUCCCCACGGACACAGUCAAGCUUCACAGAAAGCCCCGCUCUGCUACCACUUGUUGUUCAUAACAUCCAAGAGCUGUCACUAAUAAUCUGUCAUGCCUGUUAUGUGACGAGGCUGUAGGUGUACAAUGCUGUAGUAACAUCAUAUUUAAACUAAUUAUACUGGCUUUUUGAUUUAAGGUUUGAUGUGAAUUUUUGGACUUAGGCAUAAAAUACAGAAAAACACUAAAUUCCUCCAUGUCUUUGAAAAAAAAAAAAAAAAACUCAAAUCACUAACACAUUGAUUCAGCUCUGCCACAGCUGAAAAUCAGAUUUUUAAAAUUCCACAUUUUUUUGUCUAAAGGUUAAAUAUUCAGUUCUCUUAAAGAAAAAUAUGACUGGUAAAUUCUGUGUUGAUGUGUACUAUUUGGUGAGUGCCAUCAUUGGAUUUCUAAACUUGACUCACAAAUGUGAUUGUGUAAAGUGAUGACUGAUAUAUUCAGAAAAUUAAAAAAUAUAUACUUCCUAAUAACAUUUAUUUCUGAGAACUAUGAAGUAGCUAAGGCACUACUUUGUAUUACUAACAAAUUGAGGCUUGUUAUUUUUGCACCUUGAGGUUUUGUCUGUGUACAUCUUGCAUCUUGAAUACAUUAUAGCUGUGUGCUGGAAGCACUGUGGCAUUUGUUUCCUACCUACCAGGAAAUAAACAUUGAAGCAAACCUAACAUGCAUGGCAUAUUUUUAUAUUUAAGUUUUUGGAAAUCUUUGUAAUUUUUAAGCUGUUUCCCACUGAAAAAUUCACUGAGGACUAUUUGAGAAAUUUUCUGUAAUGAAAGUGUAAUGAAGUGGAAAUGACUGAGUGGUUCUCUGUCAUCAUGGCUGGGUUUAUUGUUUUAAAUCAUUUUAAAAGCACUCUUAAUCUUGUUUUAUACUUACAGCUGAAAGUCUUUAACCACAACCUAACUACAAGUGACCAGUCAUUUCCCUUAACUGUUUCUCAAAUUAAUAUCUGAAGUUGUACUAUUGGUAUGCCAAAUGAUGAAUAAACAACCUUAGAAUUA
Messenger RNA from Melanotaenia boesemani (Boeseman's rainbowfish), 2136 nucleotides. RefSeq names its product RAB9A, member RAS oncogene family (gene rab9a). The transcript has 3 exons. Gene Ontology annotation, cellular component: lysosome; phagocytic vesicle; late endosome. Gene Ontology annotation, molecular function: GTPase activity; GTP binding. Lineage: Eukaryota; Metazoa; Chordata; Actinopteri; Atheriniformes; Melanotaeniidae. Gene Ontology annotation, biological process: retrograde transport, endosome to Golgi; Rab protein signal transduction. The coding region runs from base 555 to 1163 and encodes 202 amino acids. The record is from RefSeq and is a predicted model, not a curated record.